AUGGAUCUCGCCUGUACGAGCGAUGAAGGAGAGGUGACCGCCCUGAUCACUUGUGAGGACCAAUAUCAAAUUGCCAAAUGCACUCCACGCACAAAACUCAACAAACUCGUUUUUCACUUUUCUACCAGUCACGUAUACACUUCCUGCUCUGCUUCGUGCCCGGGAGGGUCUGCCAACAUAACCAUCAAAGGAACUCUGGCUUACGUGGACGAUAACCUCAUCAGCCGCGGAUCGAGUGUUGCCAGCGAAAGAAGAACUGCUUCAAGAUAUUACCUAAGGAACUGGACAAAUGAGCGGAAAGGAGCAAUUGCGGGAGGUAUUAUGACGAAUAAUCGCUCUGACCUCGACCUUGGCUUUUUGUUGCGAACAACUUCGCUUGGCGAACAGUCGGCGAAAGUCUAA
Molecule: messenger RNA, 402 nt
Organism: Ostertagia ostertagi
Lineage: Eukaryota; Metazoa; Nematoda; Chromadorea; Rhabditida; Trichostrongylidae
Source: the annotation of a GenBank genome assembly